AAAAUAAAUAAAUAAUUGAAAAAGAGAGAAGCUUGCCGUUAAUAAAAGUGACUGAUUUUAUGAGGCGAACCGAAACGUAAAAAAUGACUAUUUUUUUCAAGUAAUAAAUUUUUAAUGAAAAAUUAUACCUUAGAAUGCAAGAAUUGAAGUUUGUUGGACCAUUAAAAUCAUUUGCAAAUUGCAGGAAUCAUGUAAAGCAACCACGCGUUGGAAUAGUGAAGAAAAUUUUCUAACAAAAAAAUUUUACAUUUAACGAAAAUUUCAAAAGCGAAUUAUCAUAGACUUGUCUAAACACACACACAAAACAAACAUAUCAAGAUUGCUGCAAAUCUAAAUCAAAGAAAAGUUAAGAUUUCCCAAGAAAAAAAGCAACAAAGAGAAAUCAACAAAAUCUUCAUCUAUCUUAAUUACAUGCUAUCAAGAACUCAUUUCACAUCAGAAUGGGGUCACACACGAAAAAGGGUGAGUGAAAUUUUAUUAAGGCUAAGUAAUAAAUAAUUAAAUAAUUGGGACAUAAUUCCUUUAAGAAAUUAAAAACGUUGAAUACCGAGCAACAUAGUGCUUGGUAAAUAUUUCAGUGCUCGUUAAAUCUGAUUUACCGAGCACAACUACCGAAUAACAAUCUAUCUCGAUAAAAAAAAGACUAUAUUCAAACGACAAACUAAAGGCGAGAUGCUUGGUAGUUUGUUGUGAUUUUUAGUCACUAACACUAUGUUUUUUUUCUUCAUUUUUUUAUCACAUUACUUUGAGAGAUACAUUCAAUUUGACAAAAAAUAUGUAAUUCUUGCAUUAUUGCGUAUAAUACUAACAUUAAACAACUAACCUUUCAGAUUUUGUAUACACAAACCUUUUUUGACAUGGUAAAAGUAAAAGAAAAAAAAAGCAAAAAUGAAAAAAAUGGAAUCUUGAAAAUGAAACAAAUACAAAUAUUAAAGUAACUAAAAGGUGAAAUAAAUAGAUAGAGGCAUGGAGUAAGACAUGCAUGAGCAUGGGACAUGCAAAUGGAUGGGCAUGGGAAGCAUAUCUUAAAAGAGAAUCAAAGGAAAUUGCCCUCUCUUUGCACCUGCUCAAGAUAUGGCAAAGAGCACAUGAUUUCACACCAGGAAAAAGGGGAACCUAUAUAUCCUGACAUCACCUGUAUCUCUUGUGAGGAUUUUAGUGGGACCCCCUAUCCCCUAAAUAAAACUCCUCCAUUUUUCUAUUCAAUUUCCUCUCAUUCAAGAAUCAAUCUUUGAUUUGAAUGCAUAUGCUCACACAUUUCUUUAUUCUUUCUUGCUUGCCUUGUAAUUCAAACUCCAAGUUGGAAAAUUUGAGGCAUAUCUUCAUUUGAAAUCUGGUCAGAUCUUGCUUUGUGGGUUGUGGGAUUUUGGUGGGACUUCAUAUUUCAUUUCAUCUCCAUUUCCUUCCUGCCUAAAACAAAGUAUAGAAAAGCACCCCCACUAUAGAGAAAGAAAAGGAGCAAUCUUUUUCCCCCUUUAAUCAAUCCUCACUUUCUUCUUCUUCAACCCCUCAUUACUUUGAUUUUUACCUCUAUUUUUGGGGAUUCUGACCAAUUUGAAGGAAUGGGAUUGGCUGCAGCAGAAGCUCAGUUUCAUGUUUUGGCUGUUGAUGACAGUGUGAUUGAUAGGAAGCUCAUUGAGAUGCUGCUUAAGAAGACUUCUUACCAUGUUACUACAGUUGAUUCUGGUAGAAAAGCUCUGGAAUUUCUUGGUUGGAAUGAAGGAAACUCUGAUGAAGCCAUUUUCUCUCCCAAAAAUAAUCAGGAGGUGGAAGUAAAUCUUAUUAUUACAGACUAUUGUAUGCCUGGAAUGACAGGCUAUGAUUUGCUCAAGAAAAUUAAGGAAUCAGCAGUUCUGAGAGAUAUACCAGUGGUGAUUAUGUCAUCUGAGAAUGUCCCCUCAAGGAUCAACAGAUGCCUAGAGGAAGGGGCAGAGGAGUUUUUUCUGAAGCCAGUGAGAUUAGCAGAUGUAGACAAGCUUAAGCCCCACAUUAUGAAAACCAUGGGCAAAGAAACUCUAAACCAUGAAAAUCAAGAUAAUGAUAAAGAAAUUGUGGAAACAGAAAUCCAAUCACAGCAACAGCAAACACCACAAUCCAACAUCAAUAACAAUAAAAGGAAGUCUAUGGAUGAAGGGCUUUCACCUGACAGAACAAGGCCCAGAUACAAUAAUGGUCUCACUGUUAUGUCCAACUAAUUUUCUUCUUUUUUUCCAUAAUGUUCCUUUUUAAAAAAAAAUUAUAACCUAUUUUUUUAUAUUUGCUUUUUGGUGAGAUUGUAAGAUAUUGUAUAGGGAGAGAAAUCAAGGGGUGUGGUUCAUCGUGAAGGAUGAAGAAUAUAUCUGUACACAUUUGACAAAGUAGAAAAAUUUACAACCAAUUUUGUAUAUUUACUAAUUCAAGGAUGAUGCUAAGAUACUUACAUGCAUAGUAUAUAUUGUAUUAUUAGUGGGUAAUUUAUGAGUUUAUUGGGAUUUGAUUUGA
Molecule: messenger RNA, 2481 nt
Organism: Salvia splendens (bonfire salvia)
Lineage: Eukaryota; Viridiplantae; Streptophyta; Magnoliopsida; Lamiales; Lamiaceae
Product: two-component response regulator ORR9
Exons: 5
Coding region: 1563-2195 (210 amino acids)
Biological process (GO): cytokinin-activated signaling pathway; phosphorelay signal transduction system
Source: RefSeq, a predicted model, not a curated record